This is a messenger RNA of Paramecium tetraurelia, 693 nucleotides long. RefSeq lists its product as uncharacterized. The record is from RefSeq and is a predicted model, not a curated record. NCBI's taxonomy places the organism in Eukaryota, Ciliophora, Oligohymenophorea, Peniculida, Parameciidae. Gene Ontology annotation, cellular component: ribosome; cytosolic small ribosomal subunit. The transcript is spliced from 3 exons. Gene Ontology annotation, biological process: ribosomal small subunit assembly; translation. Gene Ontology annotation, molecular function: structural constituent of ribosome; rRNA binding; mRNA binding.
CUUAUUUUUAAAAUGGCAGAAGAAUAAGUAGCGACUGUGAAAUUUGCUAAUCAACCUAAAUUAUUUGGCAAAUGGGAUUACGAUGAAGUUCAAGUGACAGAUUAAUGUUUCAAAGACUACAUUGCAGUCUAAACCUCAAAAUCCAGAGUUUUUGUUCCCCACACUGCUGGAAGAUAUCAACGAAAGAAGUUUAGAAAAGCAUAAUGCCCUAUUGUAGAAAGAUUGGCUGGUGCACUUAUGUUCCACGGACGUAAUACAGGUAAAAAAGUAAAGGCUGUGGCUAUCAUCAGACAUGCAUUUGAGAUUGUUCACUUGUUGACUGGUAAAAAUCCACUUUCCGUCUUGUCAUUGGCCGUGCAAAGAGGUGGAGCCAGAGAAGACUUCACAAAGGUGGGCACAGGGGGUGUAGCUAAAUAAUAAGCUGUUGAUGUUGCUCCAAUUAGAAGAGUCAAUGAAGCAGUCCAUAAUCUAGCAAAGGGUGUAAGAGAUUCAGUUUUCAAGAAAAUGAAGACCAUUGCAGAAGCCCUUGCUGAUGAGCUAAUUGCAGCAGCCAAUGAAGAUGGAUAAAAGUCAUACACCAUUAAGAAGAGAGAUGAACUUGAAAAGGUAGCAAAAACAAAUCGUUGAUGCUUAGUACAAUAAUAAAUAUAUUAUAUAAAACAAUAUAAAAAGUCUAAUGUCUAUCAAUUAAUA